Messenger RNA from Salvia hispanica, 2195 nucleotides. Lineage: Eukaryota; Viridiplantae; Streptophyta; Magnoliopsida; Lamiales; Lamiaceae. The record is from RefSeq and is a predicted model, not a curated record.
CCACUACUGUGAAACAAUUCAGAAGUAAAUUACUUUAAUUUUAAAUUAUUCCAUGGUUAUCUUCUAUUUUAGUGGCAGUGAGAGUGUGCAGACCAGAAAGAAAGCUGUGCGCUUCUCGCCAAUCCGUUGUUAAGGUGAAUUUUUCAUUUGGGAUCUGAGGUUGAAGUUUUGGAGUCUAUGAAAUGGCAUUGACGUUAUUAAGGGGCAUACAUUCGAAUUGCUUUCGGUUGUACCCGUCGGUUUAUGUUGCUAGAAAACAUGUCAGACAUUUCAGGGUGCGAAGUUCACAAGGACAAACUGCAAUGCAAGAAAAGCAACAGACUCAAUUGAAAGCUUCUCCGAAAUCAGAAUCAGCAAAAUACGAAGAAGUCUUGAAAAACUACGAGGCAGUCAUUGGAAUUGAAACCCACGUGCAGCUUUCCACCCUCACAAAAGCCUUCUGCAGCUGUCCUUAUAACUACGGGGCUCACCCAAACACUAGUGUUUGCCCCGUUUGCAUGGGAUUGCCUGGGGCCUUGCCGGUUCUCAACUCAAAGGUUAUAGAGUCCGCAGUAAAAGUCGGUCUAGCACUCAACUGUAAACUCUCUCUUAGCUCAAAGUUUGAUAGGAAGCAAUACUUUUAUCCGGACCUUCCAAAGGGUUACCAAAUAUCGCAGUUUGAUAUCCCGAUUGCAGCUGGUGGUUAUCUUGAUGUUGACCUCCCGGUUGAGUUUGGUGGUGGGCAUAGAAAGUUUGGUGUGACUAGAGUUCAUAUGGAAGAAGAUGCAGGGAAGCUGCUUCACACUGAUAAUGGAAGCUUUUCUCAGGUUGACUUGAAUAGAGCAGGAGUUCCGUUGCUUGAAAUUGUCUCUGAACCUGAUAUGAGAACAGGUACUGAAGCAGCAGAAUAUGCAGCGGAGUUGCAGAGAUUAGUUAGGUAUCUUGGAGUGAGUAAUGGGAAUAUGCAGGAAGGAUCUCUACGUUGUGAUGUCAAUAUCUCAGUUCGUCCACACGGGCAGGAGGAGUUUGGCACAAAGGUCGAAAUAAAAAAUUUGAACUCAUUCUCAUCAGUGAGUAGGGCCAUCGAUUAUGAGAUAUUAAGGCAGGCACAGCUCCACAGUCAAGGUCAGGCUGAUCAGAUUGUGCAGGAAACUCGUCUCUGGGAGGAAGGAUCUCAGAAAACAUUUACAAUGAGAAAGAAGGAAGGCCUUGCAGAUUAUCGGUAUUUCCCGGAGCCUGAUCUUCCAGGAGUUAAUCUCAGUGAGGAGUACAUAAGUACUAUUCGUGAUUCCCUACCCGAACUACCUGAAACAAAACGUCGCAGAUAUGAGACCAUGGGGCUGAACAUGCAGGAUGUUCUUUUCCUCGCGAAUGAUAUAAAUGUUGCAGCAUUUUUUGAUGCCACAAUCGCAACAGGUGCUGAUGUUAAACUAGCUGCUAAUUGGAUAAUGGGUGAUAUUGCUGCGUAUAUGAACAAUGAGAAGUUGUCUAUCGAUGACAUUAAGCUUACCCCUCAAGAAUUGGGAGAGCUUAUUGCCUCAAUCAAAGGGGGCACCAUUAAUGGGAAGAUUGGCAAAGAGAUAUUGUUCGAGCUAGUAGCCAAGGGUGGAACCGUUAAAGGACUUAUUCAAGAAAAGGAUUUGGUUCAGAUUGCUGACCCCUCCGAGAUUGAGAAAAUAGUGGACAAAGUCCUUGCAAAUAACCCAAAACAGUUGGAGCAAUACCGAGGGGGUAAAACUAAGCUACAAGGCUUUUUCGCUGGCCAGAUAAUGAAAGAAACAAAGGGCAAGGCGAAUCCCGCGCUUUUGAACAAGAUACUUCUCGAGAAGCUGAAUGCAAAGCCCUGAUGUUUCUUGAAUAAUAUGACAUGACUCGAUCAUUCUACUCAGAAAUUCGGGCCCCUCUAUGCAUUAUUUUUGCUAGAUAAAGACUAGACACUGUGAAAAAGACAUGACUCAGCUGUGUCUAGGAUGUGAAAGGUAGCAGGGGAUGCCAAAGGAUGUUUAAUGGUUGAUGUUUUUAGGCGAAAAUAGAGGAAAGAUUUGUGUUCUUCCAUUUUUUAGCUAUUUAGCUGUGAAAAUUUUUUAGCAAGGCAAAUUCUACAUUUUAUGUAUUCCAGUUCCAUCAAAUACUAUAUCUGAUAGUUAUGUUUGAUAUUAGAUCAUGAAAAAUUUACAAGAAUCUUAUAAAAGAGGCGAAAAACAUUUUAAGGUCCC